AUCUCUUCACUAAACCAAGUUUUGAUCAACAUACCAUCUACAAUACUUCUUCCUAUUCCUUUUCUUCACGAAACAAACGUUAUCUCCACAUUAGUACUCUAUCUUUGUCAAGGUUUUAAUUGCAGUUAGGGUUUCUUCUGGAGAUCAACAAUCCUUGCAGUUAUCCGAAACUUGGUUCGAAUAAGAAGUUAGGAAACAUAUAUUAAGUAGAAAAAUGGAAAAGGAAAUGAAAGACGAGACUUUGCCUCCAGGGUUUCGCUUUCAUCCUACAGAUGAAGAACUCAUCACUUGUUAUCUCAUAAAUAAGAUUUCUGAUGCUAAUUUUGCAGCUAGGGCUGUUACUGACGUCGACCUCAACAAGUGCGAGCCAUGGGAUCUUCCUGGAAAAGCGAAAAUGGGGGAGAAAGAAUGGUAUUUCUUCAGCUUAAGAGACAGGAAAUACCCGACAGGAGUGAGAACCAACAGAGCAACCAACACGGGAUACUGGAAAACAACUGGGAAAGACAAGGAGAUAUUCAAUUCUAGCACUUCGGAAUUAGUUGGUAUGAAGAAAACUCUGGUGUUCUACCGAGGUAGAGCUCCCCGGGGAGAGAAAACCAAUUGGGUCAUGCAUGAAUAUCGUCUGCACUCCAAGUCCUCCUUUAGGACAACCAAGCAGGAUGAAUGGGUGGUCUGUCGCGUGUUUCAAAAGAGUGCUGGAGCUAAAAAGUACCCCUCCUCAUCAAAUCAAUCUAGAGCCCUCAAUCCAUACAACGUGGACAUGCUAGCUGCAAACAAUGCCAUGCAUUCCUCCCAAAUGCUUCAAUCAUCGGAUCAGAACAUCGCUUUCCAACAUCAAUUCCCAAUGGGAAUGGGAAGGCCUAAUUACCUGAGUAAUGCAGAAUUCGCGGAACUUAACAGAGUUUAUAGAUCAUCAGCUGGCUCAACUGGGAUCAACAACAACAAUAAUAAUAAUAUCCCGCCUAUAUCUGUGCAAAUGCAGUCUCAACUAAUGAACUAUCCGCAAUUCCUUGGAGCUGGAGGAAACGGCAGUGGAUCUGGAAACUCAUUCACGAUCUCGGGCCUCAACUUAAACCUAGGAGGAGGAUCAGGCGGUGCAGGAGGCGCCUCAUCAUCAAUGCCACCAUUUUACAGGCCACCUGCUGUGCCACAGGCUCCGCAGGCCGCGAUAAAUGUGCAACAAGUGGAUCAUGUCAGUGGUGGCAAUUCUCUUAGUAGUCAUGAUCAAGCAGCAGGUAAUUAUGGAGUGGAUAUGAGCCAGGGAAAUGUGGGGAUUAAUAACAGGUUCAUGACUAUGGAGCAAGCUGAUCUAGAAAACUACUGGGCUCCUUACUGAGGAAACUAUUUUUAUGUGUAGGAUAUGGUUUAUUAAUUCACAAGUAUUUCUCAACUGUAUCAGCUCUUCUAGAAAACUUUGCUGUUGUAUGAAGUUAUUCAUGUAUUGAUUUUGCAGAUUUGCAGAAGUAUGAUCGGUGCCGUGUUGAACUAGUAAGGAUGCUAAUUAGUUUCUUUGCUUUUUUU
Messenger RNA from Daucus carota subsp. sativus, 1521 nucleotides. RefSeq names its product NAC domain-containing protein 20. Gene Ontology annotation, biological process: regulation of DNA-templated transcription. Gene Ontology annotation, molecular function: DNA binding. NCBI's taxonomy places the organism in Eukaryota, Viridiplantae, Streptophyta, Magnoliopsida, Apiales, Apiaceae. The record is from RefSeq and is a predicted model, not a curated record. Bases 215 to 1336 code for a protein of 373 amino acids. The transcript has 3 exons.